UGAAGCGGACCUUUGUGGGAGCAAUUGUGUUUCCGUGGCGCGGAGGUAGAUCUCUAUUUGUGAGUGUGGAGCCCAUUGAAUUUGUGUUGAAAGCGGAAUAAUACGGUCAUAUAAAUAGUAGAGAAACGGAUAUUACCGGGCGCGUCUAAUUAAUCAGCCGUUUAAUGCUUAUUUAGCAACAUACGGAUUAGAUUUUACUUAGUCAAUAGGGUUUUAUAUGAAAAAUAGCAUAUUUUUACCUGGAUGCACGAAGUAUUGUGCAUUUUUUCUUUUCUCAUUGGGACUGUAAAUUACGCAUGGUUGAUAUUUUUGCUCAUAUUUGGACGUCCACGUAUUCAUUUAAUCUUUUAUGACUUGUGACUCAAUGAAAACUAUAUUUUGAAACUGACUUUUUUUUGUUUGUAGACCACCGAGUGGAUAUUUUAUUCGCCUUUAAAUGAGAUACUCUCCCAUUGCCAAUGCCACAAAACUGCGUCUUUUUCUACGAACCAAGAGCUGUAAAGAAACGCAAGACCCCAUCUCUGUGAAUACUGCGCGUGCUGCAUCAUCUCAUUCAAAUUGCUGUCAGCCAAGAGAGGGGCAACAAUAACUUCGAACGGUUAUUGUGUCACAUUUCCUUCAGUCUCCGCAUCAUUUUCCACAGAUUCGAAGCGGGCAGCUGUUGCAACACACGCAGUGAAAAUCCAAGACUUAACAAAGGAAAACAGAAGCCAAGACAAAGAGCCAUCAGCCUGGAUGAAAACGACUGGAGUCCUGGCCAGGAAUAAAAGUCGUCAUCUUUUCUAAAGCAGAUGAACUAUAACAGUUUUUUUUUUAAACAGCUUUUUGAAAGGAUGUUGAUUUGCACAGAUUGAAGAUUUUCUCUUUGACUUUUUGCUACCGAAACCAGUGCCAAACACUAACCAUGCAAACCAGAAGCAAGAAAUUAUUUCACUAGUAUUUUUGCAUUCCUCUUGAUCCAUUUAAGCUAUUGAAACUCAAUUUACACCAACAUUAGUUCACAAUUUUUACCUUAUCUUCACUAUUAGUAUUUAAAACUUUAAUAGCAUGUAAUGGUUCCCAAGGUGGAAAGUUUAUAUGUCCAUCACUUAGUUUAAGUCAAAAACAACCAGCAGCUUUUGAUCCCCAAAAUAGGGAGAACAGUGCAUUAUUGGUUAAACAUGCUUUAUGUAAGAGUGACCGAUACGAAUGCAUUAACCUGAAAAAGUUUGGCUCCUGAUCGUUUGAUCGAUGGAUGGAUGGAUGAAUGGGUUUAUGGAUGGCUGGCACAAGCCUCAUUAAACUUUCUAAAGUGAGCUGCUGCUAAUUCUGUUGAUAAGUCAUCUGUUCCUCUCACUAAGGCCCAUUUAAAUCUUCCUCACCAUCAGAUCUCUUUAGUCAUCCAUCUUGUUUGCUUCUCCUUCCUUUACGGAAUCUGCACAUUUAGAGCAGAACCCUGAGAAAUGUCUGAAGGGUUUAGAUACUGAAGCCAUACUUCUCAUAGCCAUACUAACGUCAAGAUCCCUGCCAUCAUUGCAAGGAUUCGGCUUGGUCAUUCGGAAAGAUCAGGUGCAUGGGGAUAUUCAGGAAUAUCUUCAGAGGUGUGCAUGUUCAAUGGUGGUCCAGGUUUGACGUUCCGUAAUCUGCCAUACUCACCAGCCAGCCAUUGACGCGUUGACUGUCUUGACAGUGGGACGACGUUUAAAGUUGUCACAGUACUUGAAAAAUCGAUUUUUAACACUUAGGAUAGGCCUUCAGUGUGUCUGCUUGACGAUAUCCACGUGUUCCACAUUGUCGGAUGAAUCCUGACUUCAUGCCUGUUCAGUGGGCUCAACCAUGCUGUCCUGCCAGAACUGGGCCCAAGCCCCCAUUCGUUUUAUUCUGUUGGGCUGAGCUAAAUCCAGAGCAGAGACACUCACGCAAGAGGGUCCAACACACAUAGACCCUCAAACUUUUUCAAGUUCAACCUUCCAUUUUCUCUCUUCCAUUCCUGAACACUUCUUCCUCUCUGGACUUGUGUCAUCAAACCAGGAACUAAUAUAUACCUGCUGCUUGUUACGCUUUGUGAGUGCCCUAACCGACCUAUCCUCUUCUAAAGCCUUUGUAAUGAUCCUUUGUCCCAUGGUGCCGCCUGUAGAGAAAAGAUCAGCUCUUCCCCAUUUCUGAACACUUGCUCAUUCAUUGCUUCAUCCUACCUUUAUCUCUAGCCUCAAUGACUUCCUUCUGAAACUCGAAAAGAUUAAGUACUUGACACUGUUAACCUGAUUAUGUGGACUGCACAACAGAACCUCAGUGACCUUGAAAGGUAUUCUUGUUAGUCUCCCAAGACAUUCUUAUUGAAAAGCAGCAACCAGCUGAGAUUUGUUUACAAGACAACAUCAGUUCUUGGAGCUGACGAUGACAAUUGUUUACAAGUCCAUGGAAUAGCUGAGGACUAGUAACUGUUUCUUUCAAUACUGUUGUUUAGUGAGUUGACAACUGAAGUGCCAACUAGAAUAGAGAACAUUUGGUGAGACAUAGUUUACACUCGAACAGAAAUGUUUACAUGUUGCCCAUAAGGUGAACUCAGAUUAAGUCUUGAAUGAAUUGUUAGUGCCAUAGAUCAGUUCAGUUACACAGACUUAAACAAACCACCUUUAAGAUAAAGCUGUACCCAUGACUUCGACACUUUAAAAGGUUUACAUCGUUAAAAUACAUUUUGUUUACCGGACUAAAUUGCUUGCAACAAAAGUCAAGAGUCAUAUAUUUGUUCCUCUUGUUUUUCAUUUGAGCCAUUUUCAUAUAUUUAAAGCUGUUGUUUUAUAGAACUUGUUCAUCAAGAAUAUUCACCUUAAGCAUAAAACGUGUAUAUAGAUUUACCUCAUUCUUUUUAAUAAUUUCCUCAGAAAUAUGUUUACACCCUAACUGAGAGUCUCAUACUUUUUUCUUUAACCCAGACUCCCGCACUUGGAUGUGCAUUUUGCAUAUUAAAUAAUUUGCAUACUAGUGUAUGCACACGUGAAAGAGAGAUUAACUACAUGUCUUAUAUAUUGCCACACUGACUUGCAACUUUUGAUAGACAUCAGCUUUUUCUAGGCCUCUGAAGUCUUUUGUACUAAGGCUUCACUUUUUUUUUUCAUCUUUGAUAAAAUAAAGUCCCUUGUAUCAAGAUGCCACCUGCUGCCAUCUUGCUUUUCUUCCUUUUUGGCCCUGUGGUCUCCACAGUGACUAUUACCUCGGAACGCACCUCCGUGAAUGGGGGCCCGGUGCUGGUUCUGUUGCGAGGACGCAACCGCAAGUUCCCUCAGCCCGAUGUGCGGGGCAAGGAGGCCGCUGCCAUGGCAGCAGAGCCAGAGGCAGCCGAGAUUCCUCCGAGACCCCUGCCGCAGAUUAUGCUACCGCGUAACGUGACGGCCGAUGCCCUGAAGCCUCCGCUGGGUGCCGCUCAGGUUGCCCCUCCUCCUCGGCGACUGGUGGACGUGGACGUGUGUCAGGGCUACUACGAUGUGAUGGGUCAGUUUGACAACACUUUCAACUGCACCAAGGGCACCUACAUUUACUGCUGCGGCACCUGCCAUUAUCGCUUCUGCUGCGAGCACCAGCGCAGCCGUCUAGACCAAGACUCCUGCACUAAUUACCGCUCACCCGAUUGGGCCAUCACGGCGGGACCCAUCACCCUGCCUCCCAUCCGACACGACCCAGAUUUCGACCCACUGCAGCAACAGAGCAACAACACGGCUUACGUCAUUGGGGGAGUCAUCUCUUUUACCAUGGCUGUGGCCAUUGGGGUUAAAGUGGCCUUCCAUAAACUGUCUCGACGACCGAGGAACAGAGACAUCAACAUGCCUAGAGGGCUGGUGGACAUUCUGCGUCACCAGUCCAGUCCAGUCCAGCAAGGAGAGAGGAACAACAGCACGGUCCUCACAACCGCCACCUCCAGUGAGGGCACGCUGGGGCGGACGUCGAAAAACUUCUACGCUCCCAUCCUCCAGAGCAAAGACAACCGGACUGGGAAACACAGUUUUGGCCAGACUGGGUCCAGUCCUAAACACACAGCUACUAUCGAGCGAGUUCCACGCAUGAACAACACCCAGAUGGUCUCCACAGGAACACUGCUGUCCAGCAAGCACAAUAAUUCUGGCUUUCACCCGUCCUUCUCUCACUCCUUCCACAACCUUGCCCAGCUACCUCCAUCAUACGAGACCGUCAUGAAACCAGAGCUCAACCGCUACAGUUCCCUCAAGAGACUAGAGAAAAACUUGGAUGAAUAUUCUGGAUAUUACACCUCCAGGCGAAGGCCAGACAAUGCACCACCCAGCUUCCACUCCUCCCAGCACCACCUGCCCUGGAGUGGUGACUCAACACUGGGUGGCCGAGGUACCCUCCCAUUAAACACUUCCCGCACGCGCAUCCACAUGCCCAGUUCCACUUCCACCCCCAACCCCUACCCAUUACCCCAGACACAGUACAAUCCAACAUUCGAGACGAUGAGUAAACCGCCUCGCCGGGUGAUGUCCCAAGACCAGCUUCUGGCACUGGUGGAGGGAAACACUCUCUCACGCCUCUCCAAGAACCAGCAGCAUCAGUAUUACAAACCCAUGACUACCAGCAAGAGCUCCAACACCCAGACAUUGCGCAAGUCUCACGAACGCCUCCUGGUGUCUCCGGACCGCUUGGAGGAGCGGAUGAUGGGUGAUUACGGCGGUAUGGUGCCCACCAUGUCCCGUCUCACCCACCACCAGAAAGCGCAAUCCCAGCAGAACGUGUGUGUGACGCCCUCGCUCGACCGCCAUCACAUGAUCAAAAUGAAUUCGCACCCUACCUCCGGCCGUGAGCAAGACCACACGGUCGCCACUAUGUCCUCUGGUCAUGGGGCUGGGACUUCGGGAUGGGGGGAGGUCCAUGGCUCUGGAGGAGGACCUGGAGCAAUGGCACACAGCGCUCGACGGAUGGCCUUCGCCACGAAACGCCAAAACACCAUCGAACAGCUGCAUUUCCUCCCCGGAGGAGGUGGGGGAGGGAGCGGAGGCGGUGGCGGUCAGGCACUGAGGACGGGGAGCAAGAACGAAGUAACCGUUUGAGAGCAAAAAGAAGGAUAGUAAGGAGAUGAUGGAUAGAUGAGGUGUGAUUACACAAGCCGAAGGGUGGGAAGUGUAAAAAAGGCUGAUGACAUAAACAAAGAAUGGAAAGGAGGAAGGUAAUAAUAAAGUGGUCAGAAAUUAGGCCAAUAUGAAGGGAAUACACAAUGUAUUGUCAUUGAGAUAAAGAGGGAUGUAAAAACUAUAGCAUUAGUGUUUCCCUAGAUCCCUAAAUUGCCAAAUUCUCAAUAAAUAGAAAUGUGAAGAAGGCCCCAGGUGUCCUCUGACCUGUGAGUAGCAAAUAGAGUUUCCAUGGCAUGUCUAUUUAGACAUGAUCUGAGGAGAUACCAAAAGGAAAACAUUCAUUAUUAGAAUAGGCCAAGUUUUCUCUAGUUAGUACAUUCCAGCUGAUGUAAAAAGAAAUUUGUUUUGGGCAUUAGAUUGAUUUAUGAAUCCAAUGAUACAAAUGUUUGGUUUCAUUCUCAAAGAGGUGUCACAUUCAUCAGUAAAAUAAAGGGAACAAUGAGAUUUACGGGAUGAAACUUGACACUGAAUUAUCUCACGGAAACAAUGAUUUGACCAGUCUCAAAUCCUAUCUGACUUGACUUGGGAGUGGAUUAUGACUUUGGGAGUAUUGUGCACAUUAAGCAGUUUGCCAUCAAGUGAAAGAAAUACUGGUAACUCAAGAAGAACUUGAGGACUUGAAAAAUGUCACUCGUUUUGUGACCCGAUUCGUUAGUCUGCACUGUUAAUGUAUAUCCAAAUGCCAUCAGCCAUUUUAGAGCUUAUUCAUAUGGAGUAUAAUGGACAAAAACAUUUCCAUUGGGAGACGGGUGUUAUAUUGAUGAUCAGUGAUUUUUAGCCUCUUAUACUGAGACUGUGAAUCAAAGCUGACAAGAAUACAUUUUUUUUCAUUGUGGAAAACAUUUUGGCUGUUUUAUGAUAUGAUCAAAAGGCUGUCAUAUUGAUGGGUAAAUCAGGUCUGGACUAAAAAUGCUUGAGCAGACAGAGAUUUGGAAAUUUAAUCUGAUAGAAGUCAUGCCUCUUUGUUGCAUGUUUGACCAAUCAGAGAACAGCUUUGUAUGACGUCCUGGAGUCGUUACAGAUGUUCUGUUAUUUAUAAGCAUUAAGAACUGAGAUUUAAUCAUGGGCAUGCAGUAAUGUCAAAUAAGACAGCAUACUUUUCACACUUAAUUUGCAACUCAAGCUGUUGUAUAGAGGGGUGAAAGGGGAAAGGGUUUGGUUAUACGGUGGACAAUUUAAUCCAAGGGCUAUUCUGAAACUUCAUGUGUGUCUGUGCUUCCAUGUUCUAAUGGCUUUUUAUCUUUUCCCGUGACACAGCUGUGCGUACCAUAGGCUAUAUGCCAAUGAGUAUACAAAACAAAAUGUGCAAAGCUACUUCAAACACUCUGUGUCACACUAAGAUGCAUUAAUAUCUAACCGAUGAGUUAGGAUUUAGGAUUAAAAGGUAUCUUGUUUAUCUAUAUUAUAUUCGAGGAAAAAAAAUAUAUUUUUUUUUGUUUGCAAUUUCUGUGUUUUUCAGCUGUCUCCACAUCAAAUGGACACUGUUGUGGUGGAAUGUCUGAGAACGACCUGGCUGAGAAAGAUUACUGGGCCAUAAUAUAGCAUUUUAGAUCACUCUGCAAUGUUUAAGCUUUUAUUACCUUUAACUGAAUUUAAAUACGUUAAAAAAGGUUAAAAAAAAAUCUAUUAAAUCCUGAAUGUUCAAAUAUGUACACAUGCCUAUAUAUAUAUAUAUAUAUAUAUAUAUAUAUAUAUAUAUAUAUAUAUAUAUAUAAUAAAUAUUAAUUAUAUUCUUGAUUCUAAACAUUUUGUUUAUUUUCUCUGUGACUUAAGAAAUUGUUUUUAUUCUUGUUUUCUGUUUAUAUUUGAGUUUCCAGUGCAUUCUAACCUUUGUAACUCGACAAAAAAAGCAGAUGCAAUCAUAGUGAAAAGACAAAACGCAUGAAGAUGUCAAAGCCAGUGUUGAUGAUGUCAUAUCGCUGACUUCUGAUGUCAAGGAGUGUAUGUGUCCAGUUUGUGUGUCUGUAUUUGUGUGCUUGUGUGUAUUUCAGUGUCUAUUUUGGAAUGCUUUAUCUCGCAUUUCAUCUGACUUUUGCCUUGUGUGAAGUCGGAGAAUGUGCAUUUCAGAAAACCCAAAAUAUAAUUAAAUUUUUCAAGUGAGUGUCCCUUUGAAAAAAUUAAAAAUAAGAAUGAUAAUAUUAAUAAUAAAAAACAUUUUCCAUUGCUGAAUUCACCAAAGUUACAGAAAACAAAAUAAUCACAAGAGUAUUUAUUAUUAUUAUUAUUUUUAUUUUUUUUGCCAUGAGAUACAUAAACCUUGUAAAUUUUCUGGGGGAAAAUACCAAAAUGCCAUGCAUAAAAUAUUUACUGCAAAAACUUUAAUUAUUAUUAUUAUUAUUUUUAAAUAAAAUCCUGAUCAUUAAGAAAGACAUGUCCUGGAGAUUGAUUUGUACUUGUGUGUU
Molecule: messenger RNA, 7522 nt
Organism: Carassius gibelio (silver crucian carp)
Lineage: Eukaryota; Metazoa; Chordata; Actinopteri; Cypriniformes; Cyprinidae
Gene: shisa7b
Product: shisa family member 7
Exons: 6
Coding region: 3129-5039 (636 amino acids)
Biological process (GO): regulation of short-term neuronal synaptic plasticity; regulation of AMPA receptor activity
Cellular component (GO): AMPA glutamate receptor complex; postsynaptic density; postsynaptic membrane
Source: RefSeq, a predicted model, not a curated record